This is a messenger RNA of Venturia canescens, 547 nucleotides long. RefSeq names its product NHP2 ribonucleoprotein (gene NHP2). The coding region runs from base 26 to 496 and encodes 156 amino acids. The record is from RefSeq and is a predicted model, not a curated record. Gene Ontology annotation, biological process: snRNA pseudouridine synthesis; rRNA pseudouridine synthesis; maturation of LSU-rRNA. Gene Ontology annotation, cellular component: cytosolic large ribosomal subunit; box H/ACA snoRNP complex. The transcript has 3 exons. Gene Ontology annotation, molecular function: box H/ACA snoRNA binding. NCBI's taxonomy places the organism in Eukaryota, Metazoa, Arthropoda, Insecta, Hymenoptera, Ichneumonidae.
ACUUUUUGUUGAAAUUGUGAUCGAAAUGGGUGAAACUAAACCAACCAGGAUGGAAGAGGAUGAGGACGUCUCCGAGGCUGAUGCCAGUAAAGAAAUGAGCUACGAGGAGAAAUUGACGAAUGUCAAUACUAUAGCGAAACCCAUGGCUCCGAAAAAACUAACCAAAAAAAUUUACAAAUGUAUCAAAAAAGCAUCAAAACAGAAAACUUACCUCAGAAACGGAUUAAAGGAUGUACAGAAACAUCUGCGUAAAGGUGAAAAAGGAUUGGUGGUAUUCGCUGGCGAUGUAUUUCCUGUGGAAAUAAUGUGUCAUUUACCAAUAGUUUGCGAGGACAAAAAUUUACCAUACUGUUACACACCUUCGAGACAAGACAUCGGCACAGCAAUGGGAGUGAAACGAGGCAGUUUGAUGGUUCUGAUAAAAGAGCAUCCAGACUACAAAGAACUUUACGACGAGAUCAGCGAAGCAAUGACACACCUUGCUUCACCCCUUUAAUUUAACAAGUACUUCGUAACAUUCUAAAUAAAGAUAUUUUUUAAUAAGGUA